GUUGUUCAAUUUUUUCAUUUUCUUUUUUCAGUUUUCUGUUUUGACAACUUUUGUGGAUACCUUAACUAGUAGUUAUAUGGAUAUCAACCUUUCAAACAAGGAAGCUAAUAGGCUGUGGCAAAAUAUUACUAGUCCCACAGAUAAUAAUAAACCUUCAAGUUAUGAUAAAUUGGAAAAUAAGGUUAUUAUCGUAUCCAACCUCAACCGCCUUACAAAAACUGAAACUAUACAUGAUGUCUUUACUCGAUAUGGUUAUGUUUACAGUGUUGAACUUAGAAGUGACGACAAUGAUCAACUUAACGGUUCAGCUGAAGUCAUUUUCCAUUCUCUUCCAAAGGAUUUGGAUAUCAAUCGACCUAUGAACAUCGACGGCCGACGUGUAUUACUUUCAUAUGGGGAAACAAUAUCCGAAGAAACCAAACCUACACAAUGUAAUGCAAAGUCUCUUUCACUUGGUAUUUUCCUCACUCCUGACCAAUUUGUUGAAGAAUGGACGACAACCAAAGAUGUCAAAUUGACCGUACAUUAUGAUAGACGUCAGAUCAAAGUGGACUUUAAACAUCUCAAUCGACAUUAUUUUAUGGAAAUCAGAUUUAAGGAUAUCAAUAAUGACUUGAAACUCGAGAGAGAAGGACGUGCUACUUAUCUGACAAUACCCUUGAAAGCACCUGCCAAGUUUUGGGGUUAUAUGGCCGAUAUGGAAACUAUUGGAAGACGUACUUUAAAUAAAUCAUCAAGAGUGAGUCUUAUUCCCAAAAGUCAAUUUGUUUCAUCUCCUUCAGCUGGUGCACAGUUUCUUGGUCAAACAUCUCAACAACCUGGUGCUGCUACUGGUAAUACUCAUAGAUAUCGGGCUCCACCUACUUUUGUUUGUACGGAGGAUGAUUAUCUUCAACUAGGAAAAUGGACUAUUUACCGAAUCAAGUUUGAACCUACCCAUAAUGAACAACGUUAUCUCCAAAGGUUACUUUCUGGUAUGGCCGAAUACAAUCUGGUGCCGCGCGACCCUCCAACAAAAACAUCACUUACUGUUAUUCCUGCUAUUGAUUUACCUACUCCGAAGAAUCACUAUGAACGAGCUCGUAUCCUUGACUUUGAUGUACUCUAUCUACUUGAAUGUAACAUUACAUCCAAUUAUCUUAUGGAACGCAAUUUGGAUGACAAGUUUUACGAUGUGCUCUCUUCUCUAGAUCCGCCUAUUGCAUGUGGGAUUUUGGAUCUGAUUGCUCAAGCAAAGAAACGUGUGUGGUACCCAAUGGCUGCUCUUGAAGAAAUAUGGCAAAAAUAUGGCAUAAAAGUUAUCCACAAAAGACGAAUCCCAGCUCACUGUUCAAUGUUACGAAAGGUGAUUGUUACUCCCUCCUCAGUACUUCUUCAACCUCCAACUCUUGAAACGACUAAUCGAAUUAUACGUCACUUCAAAGCAUAUGCUGAUCGAUUUAUUCGUGUCCAAUUUACUGAUGAAGAUCAAAUGCGAAUCGGGCCAUCUUUUAACAAUACUUCUAAGAAUUCUAUUUAUGAUAGAGUCUACCGAACAUUGAGGGAUGGCAUACAAAUUGGCAAUCGGCGAUAUGACUAUCUUGGUUUCUCAAGUUCACAGCUUCGUGAACAUGGUUGUUGGUAUUGUGCUCCUUAUGAUGGCAAAGAUGAACCUGGAAAACCUCAAUUGGAUCCCAUUAACGCUGAUAUUAUUCGAUCAUGGAUGGGUGACUUUUCAGAUAUCAAGAUUGUUGCAAAACAUGCUGCUCGUAUUGGUCAGUGCUUCUCAUCUACAAUGGCCAUUAUCGAAUUGGAAAAACAUCAAGUGGAAGAAAUAGACGACAUCAUUCAUAAUGGAUUCACUUUCUCAGAUGGCGUUGGUAAUAUCUCUUCCGAUCUUGCUGCUGAAGUGGCGAAAAGAAUGUCUCUACGAGUUGUACCAUGUGCUUUUCAAUUCAGACUGGGUGGUGCCAAAGGCGUACUGAUGGUGUCAAACAGGUUAUCUGGCUACAAAGUUCAAUUGCGAAAAAGUCAAAUCAAAUUCCCUUCUUCUCAUUAUAUGCUCGAAGUUGUACGUACCUCCAAUCAUAUCUCAGCUUAUUUGAAUCGACAAGCAAUUACUCUAUUAUCAGCUCUCGGAGUCAAAGAUGCUAUAUUCAUGAGAAUGAUGAAAAAUGUACUUUAUGGAUUGAAUCGAAUGCUUGCUCAUUCUGAUGAUGCUGUCAAGAUCUUACAAGGAAAUGCUGAUGAAUUUGGAACUGCAACAUUGAUGAUUAACUUGAUUGGUGCUGGUUAUCUGGAACGACAAGAUCCUUUUAUCAAGAAUUUACUUAAUAUGUUUCGAAUGACAAUGCUCAAGAAUCUCAAGGAAAAAGCCAAAAUCCCUGUCGAAAAAGGUGCUUUUCUUAUUGGUGUAGUGGACGAAACUGGUGUUUUGAAGGAGAAUCAGGUCUUUUGUCAAGUCUCUAGCGGAGACACGCAAUCUCUUUUGCAUAUUGUUGAAGGAGAAUGUGUAGUUUUCCGUAAUCCUUGUUUUCAUCCUGGUGAUAUUCGUGUCGUGACCGCUGUGGAUUGCCCUAGUCUCCAUCAUUUGAAGGAUGUUCUUGUAUUCGCUGGUGUAGGUUAUCGUGAUAUUCCAAGUAUGUGUUCUGGUGGUGAUCUUGAUGGUGAUGAUUAUACAAUUCUUUGGGAUGACACUCUGAUGCCUGGAAUCAUUAAUGAAACACCUAUGGAUUACACACCACAAAAGCCUCUCACGAAAGAACAUGUGACUACAGCCGAUAUACAAAAAUUCUUUGUGAACUAUAUGAAUAAUGACAAUUUGGGACAGAUUGCAAAUGCACACUUGGCGACAGCAGACGAUUGUGAAAAAGGUGCUAUGGAUGGUCGUUGCAAACGUUUGGCACAAUUACAUUCAAUGGCAGUUGAUUUUCCCAAAUCUGGUAUUCCUGCUGAUAUGCCUGAUGAUCUAAAGGUACGACGGUUUCCCGAUUUUAUGGGCAAGGAAGAUAAGCCUGUAUAUAAAUCAAGGAAGGUACUGGGUGAAAUGUUUAGAAAAAUCGACAAGGCGGAUUACGAUGGUUAUGAAACAAAAUUGGAAGAAGAAACGUUAUAUGAUACUCGACUUCGUUUGGAUGGCAUGGAAAGAUACAUUGGUGAAGCCAGAAAACUACGCAAAAAGUACAAUCGAGAUCUAUCGGCUUUGAUGAAUCAAUAUGGUGUCAAGACUGAAGCAGAAAUGAUCUCUGGUUUCGUGAUGACGUUCCUGAUUCGAAGAAACAAGAAAAGUGAAUAUGAUGUACAGAAGGAAGUGGUAGCAGCCGUGGCGUCCAUGCGACAAUAUUGGAAGAAUACAUUUAUGCAUCCAUUUGAAGAAAGCAGUGACAACAAAGGUCAAAAUGGUAACAAGAACAAAAACAACAACAAUGAGGAUGAACUGGAUUCUAUUUUUCUUCAAAAAGAGAAACGGCAACAAAUGGAAGCGAAAGCAGCGGCGUGGUACUAUGUCACUUAUCAUCCGAACGAACGUAUCCGGGACUUGUCUGUAGAAGGUGGUUUCUUCAGUUUUCCGUGGGUAGUCGAUAAUAUUCUUGUUGAUCUUGGGAAACGAUUUGCGCACCGUAUACCAAAUGAAAAAGCGAUGGAACCUGUUGAUGAAGCUCUCAUCAAGAAAUUCGAAACAAAAUCAUCAAGUAGUGGAGUGCAAGUAGUACCGUUGGAUGCAGAUGAUGACGACGAUGACGACGACGAUAGUGAUGAUGAUAAUACUGAUGGUGACAACGACGACGAGGAUGUGGAAUAUGGCGGUCGUGGCGGUGAGGGUCCUAGUACUAAUGUGAAUGACUUGAUGGAAUUUGCUUUGCACAGUACCGGCGGAAUGAACAGUACGACAAUCAACAGUAAUGGCAACAAUGGUAAUAGCAAUGAUAAAGAUGAUGAUAAAGUUGAUGAUGAAGACGACGAAGACAGCGACGAUGAGGACAGUGAUGAUGAAGACAGCGACGACGACGACGACGACGAUGAUGAUGAUGAUGAUGAAGAGGAUGAAACACCGAUCGUUUCUUUUGAUGAUAUUCAACUGCCCACCUAUGAAGAACAACCAAACACAUCUCAGAAGGACAAACCUGAAGUCGUACCGGUCAAGCGGGAUCAUAUUUUUUCUGUGUCUGUGGAUGCUACUGAGGAUGAUUUGGCCAAUGCUCUCCUAUGAUUUUAGUUUAGUGAUAUCUUUUUUUUUCCUUCUUUUUUUUUCCUUUAUUUCUUUCUUUUUUUUCUUUUU
Molecule: messenger RNA, 4258 nt
Organism: Halteromyces radiatus
Lineage: Eukaryota; Fungi; Mucoromycota; Mucoromycetes; Mucorales; Cunninghamellaceae
Product: RNA dependent RNA polymerase-domain-containing protein
Exons: 6
Coding region: 77-4189 (1370 amino acids)
Biological process (GO): siRNA processing
Cellular component (GO): nuclear RNA-directed RNA polymerase complex
Molecular function (GO): RNA binding; RNA-directed RNA polymerase activity
Source: RefSeq, a predicted model, not a curated record